Messenger RNA from Penaeus monodon (black tiger shrimp), 962 nucleotides. RefSeq names its product phenazine biosynthesis-like domain-containing protein 2. Gene Ontology annotation, molecular function: isomerase activity. The record is from RefSeq and is a predicted model, not a curated record. The coding region runs from base 13 to 936 and encodes 307 amino acids. The transcript has 6 exons. Gene Ontology annotation, biological process: biosynthetic process. NCBI's taxonomy places the organism in Eukaryota, Metazoa, Arthropoda, Malacostraca, Decapoda, Penaeidae. Gene Ontology annotation, cellular component: cytoplasm.
AACACACUCAAGAUGCAGCUGCAGAUCUUCACGGUCGAUGCAUUUGCUAAGAAACCUUUCAGCGGGAACCAAGCUGCUGUAGUACCCUUGACUCAGAAUCUGGAUGACGCGACGAUGCAGAAGAUCGCUUCGGAGAUGAACUUAUCCGAGACGUCCUUCUUGGCUCCCUUGAACACAGAUGGUCCCGAUGAAUGGAAAACCUGUAGCAAUUUCUCUCUCAGGUGGUUCACCCCCGUUACUGAAAUUGUUCUCUGCGGUCAUGCCACCCUAGCCGCCGCACAGGUCCUUUUCCAAAACCUAGGCAACACCAACAACAAACUCGAGUUCCAGACCUUGAGUGGGACCUUGGUGGCGAGGAAGGAGGGCGACCUCAUCCUCCUCGACUUCCCCGAGAACGAGCCAGUGAGUCUUACCUCCGAGGAAGAGCAGGAACUGUCGCCCUUGGUCGAGGCUGCGUUGGGAGAGGCAAAGGCGGGGGCAAGGACCGUAGCGAUCUCACACCCCCUGAAGUAUCUCAUGGUUCAGCUCGACGAUUCUUGUACGAGACACGACCUCGAGGCCAUCCGUCCGGACGCGCGAGCGAUGGAACGCCUCCACGACGGCUCGAAGGUCAAGGCUGUCAUCGUCUGCGUCAAGGGGCGUCUCGAGGAGGAAGAGAAGGAGAAGGAGAAGGAGGCCAAGGAAGGCGAGAGGAAGGAGCGUGAUGUUUGGUCACGAUUUUUCGCUCCUUGGUACGGCGUCGAUGAAGAUCCGGUGACGGGAUCCGCUCAUACUGUUCUUGGUCCCUUCUGGUCCCGGCGUCUUGGCAAGAAGGAACUUUUAUGUCACCAGUGUUCACCGCGCGGAGGAGAGGUCACCGUGAGGACGCGAGGUGAUGGAAGAGUCGACAUCAUAGGUCAAGCUGUCACGGUCAUCUCAGGUCACAUCACCUUGUAAGAAAAAAAAAAGAAAGAAAAAGAAAA